Messenger RNA from Chionomys nivalis (European snow vole), 3009 nucleotides. RefSeq names its product leukocyte immunoglobulin-like receptor subfamily A member 6. The transcript has 10 exons. Lineage: Eukaryota; Metazoa; Chordata; Mammalia; Rodentia; Cricetidae. Gene Ontology annotation, molecular function: inhibitory MHC class I receptor activity. The coding region runs from base 1 to 2184 and encodes 727 amino acids. Gene Ontology annotation, biological process: cytokine-mediated signaling pathway. The record is from RefSeq and is a predicted model, not a curated record.
AUGAUAGUGGACUUUCCAGAUGUCACCACCGAUCUCACGAAACACCAGUUAAGCAGUGCUGUGCUGCAAAUGGGAAGUGGAUUUCAGAUGUGGUGGAGGAUGUGGGUAAUGUGUUAUUUCCUUCAUGCCCUUUACAUGAAAGGAGAAAAAUGGCCCCAUCCUAUACACAGACUCCUACUAUGCUCCAUCCUAGGGCCCCUACCCAGAGCAUGCAUCUUUGCUGAACCAGGCAAUGUGCUCCUUGGAGGGAUACCGGUGGUCAUCAUAUGCAGGAGCCCUUCUGGGUUUGAGCAAUUCCACCUGGUUAAGGAAAAUGUCAGAACCAUAGAUGUGACCAACACUUCAUCUUCUAAGAGAGCAGCAAGGCGGACUGGCCCCUGGGACCGAUCCAAACACGGCUCAGGCAAAGGAAAGCAACCGCAGCAGAACGAAAGCAACCACAGCAGAAUGGGAGACACGCACCGAUGGAAGCGCCGAUUGAAGCAAUUAGGGAAACAGGGGAAGUGGAAAAGAACCCAGUUCAGGAGUCACGUGGCACCAAUCUUAUUCUUAAAAUAUUGGGUUUUCCCCCACCCGGAGGGCUCAUGGAGCAGCAAGCUCCGGCGGGUCCCCAGUGGUGCCGGGCGCCGGCUCCAGAGUCCGGCACCCAAGCGGCGGCAGAGGGAAGCCAUGUGGCAGAAUUCCCAAUUGGACUCUAAGAAGCCCUUUCUGUCUGCCUGGCCAAGCCCCAUCGUUCGCAUUGGAGAGCAUGUGGUGCUGCACUGUCAGUCUGAGCUUGGGUUCGAAAUGUUCAGUCUGCUCAAGGAACACAGGGGCCACAUCCUCCAGAUGCAGAACUUGAAGUCCCAGCAGAGAUUUCUGAUAGGCCCCGUGACCACAGAACAUGCAGGGAUCUACAGAUGCCAGGGAUUCUACUCUAAAUCUCCUUAUGGAUCAUCAGCACUAAGUGAUAGCCUGGUGAUUGUGGUCACAGGGAUCUACAGAAAGCCCUCACUCUUGGCCCUGCCAGCUCCCCUGGUGAAACCAGGAGGGACAGUGACAUUGAAAUGCUCAUCAGAGAUUGUGUUCGAGACCUUCAUUCUGAUUCUGCUCAGAAAGGGGAUAAGAGAGGACCCUCUGUACCUUAUUGGAGAGCCUUAUGAUGGUGGUGUCCAGGCCAACAUCUCCAUAGCUCCUGUGACGACUGUACACGCUGGGACCUACAGAUGCUAUGGUUCUGUCAGUCACCAGCCCUAUGAAUGGUCAGACCCCAGUGACUCCCUGGACAUCAAGAUCACAGGUCCUGUUUUUCAGAAUUACAUCCUGGGGAAUUCCAUCAGGAUGGGUGUGGCGGGCCUGUCACUGCAGCCUCAUUCUUCUUCACAGCUGGGACUCCUGGAGGGAGACAUCAUGAUCUUCACUUUUACAGUGUUCUUUCAUCUUGGGCUGAGUCUGGAACCCAGGAGAACGGUGGUGGCAGAAAAAUUGCACAAACCCACCAUCUGGGCUGAACCAGACUCUGUGGUCACCAAGGGACUGUCUGUUGAUAUCUUCUGUUUUGGAACCCAGGAAGUCCAGAAGUACUGUCUAUAUAAAAAGGAACGUGUAAAACCCUUGAAGAUACAGACCUCACUGGAGCCUGGGAACAAGGCCAACUUUUCCAUUCCAUUUAUCACAGAAUAUCAUGCAGGACUAUACUACUGCUGCUAUUUCAGCCCUUCUGGCUUGUCAGAAUGCAGUGACAUCCUAGAGCUUGUGGUCACAGGAUUCUACAGCAAACCCAACAUCUCAGCCCUGCCAAGCUCCCUGGUGACCUCAGGAGGGAAUGUCACCCUCCAGUGUAGCUCACAUCAGGGAUAUGGAAGAUACAUCCUUACCAAGGAAGGAGAACAGAAUGUUUCCUGGACUCAGGAUUCCCAGAAACAACCAAAUGGACAUUUUAUGGCCUUGUUUCCUGUGGGGCCAGUGACUUCCAAACACAGAUGGGCCUUCAGAUGUUAUGGCUACUAUGAGAGAACCUCCCAGAUGUGGUCAAUGCCCAGUGAGACCCUGCAACUCCUCCUUGUAGAUUCACACUCACAAGAUCAUACAGUGGAGAAUCUCAUCAGGAUGGCUAUGGCUGGCUUGGUUCUGGUGGUUCUUGGGAUUCUACUAUUUGAGGCACAAAACAGUCAGAGAAGUCAUCAAGAUUCAGGAUGGAGGUGAACCAGAGAUAAUGGUGCAUCUAUCUCUUAAUGUGGUAGAGGCUUGAAGAUGAAUCUAAUCAUGGAAGUAAAUUUGUGGUAUAAGUGUUUGAACACUGUUGCAUAGCCUGAAGAGAACAACAUAUUUGGGUCCAGGGAAAAUGUAAAAGAGAUCUGUGAAGAGGACUAUACACCCACUAAGUUAGAACAGUAUGGUGGCUUGAAUGAGAUGGCCUUCAAAGUCUCAGGCAUUUGAAUGCUUGGUCCUCAUCUGGUGAUGCUGUUUGGUCUUGUCAGAAGAAUUGUGUAACUGGGCUAGGCUUUGAAGCCUUAAGGCUCAUCAUUUCUAGCUCACUCUUGUGUGUUCAUUUUCUACAAGAUUGAAAUAUUUCAUUCUGCAGGGAAUCUUCUUAAGUCAGGAGCCAAACAACUCAAAAUAACCCCAGAAAGACUCUGAAACUAACAAGAUUUACUAGGUCCUUUUUUUUCUAAGAGUUAACAAGAAGAGCUGUUGUGAGUUACUCUUAGACAAGGUAAGCUGCAAAGAAGAAUCCAAGACCAGAUCUACUUCCUGGAAGAAUAAAGAAACAACUGAGCUGCCUAGAAGAGGUUUAGACUGGAAUCACCUGGAAAAGACACUCUCCAACAUGUUUAGCUUGCCUGAAAGCUCUGAAAUGUGCCCUUUGUGAGUUGUCACCCACGGUGGAGUCAUUUCUGCCCCUGUAAAUUACCUCAAUAAAACUCAUUGGUUCACCAAAUUGGACUUUAGUGGUAUCCAUACUUUUGUCUGUCAUUGACUCUCUAUUGAGAGCGAGUACACAUGUAUGCUGUAUCUUCCAGGACAAGU